Messenger RNA from Salvia hispanica, 598 nucleotides. The record is from RefSeq and is a predicted model, not a curated record. NCBI's taxonomy places the organism in Eukaryota, Viridiplantae, Streptophyta, Magnoliopsida, Lamiales, Lamiaceae.
AUGACUACGUUGGUUCAAUGGAAUAGAUAUGCCGGGAGCGUACAUCUCACUGGCAACACGUACGAUUUAGUACAGUGUCACUGGCACACGCCUUCUGAACAUACGCUCGGAGGACGAAGGUACGACAUGGAACUGCACAUGCUCCAUAGAAGUUCUGAAGGACAGCUUGCAGUAAUUGCUAUCCUAUAUCAAUUAGGACGUUCUGAUCAGUUUCUCAAUAAGGUUUUAGAAAGUACUAAUAAUUUAACAAAAGGUGAAGAAGAAAUUGAUUUGGGUGAUGUUGAUCCAUGGGAUAUCAAGUUUGGAAGCAGAAAGUAUUAUAGAUAUAUGGGUUCUCUCACAACUCCUCCAUGCACAAAAGAUGUUCUUUGGACACUCCUUAAUAAGGUGAGAACGGCAUCAAAGGAGCAAAUUACAAUAUUAAGGAAAGCUGCCCAUGAUGGUUUCAAAAAUAACACAAGACCACUUCAACCUCUCAAUGGGAGAAUGGUGUUAAAGUAUCAUCCCCACUCUUUAUGAGAAAUCUAGCAUGCAAUGAGUCAAGUAGCACUCUAUUUUAUCAAACCAAAUUUCCUUAUUUAAAUAUUGUGGAUUUUAA